Molecule: messenger RNA, 1857 nt
Organism: Helianthus annuus (common sunflower)
Lineage: Eukaryota; Viridiplantae; Streptophyta; Magnoliopsida; Asterales; Asteraceae
Exons: 3
Coding region: 1-1857 (618 amino acids)
Source: RefSeq, a predicted model, not a curated record
AUGUUUGAUUAUAAACCACAUUACAUCAACAUACUUCCUCAUUUUAAUGGAAGGUCUAACGACGAACCGUACACACAUUUGGCGGAGUUUUCUUCCAUUUGCAACACUAUUGGGGGGUAUAACUUCGCACUAGAGGAGGUCAAACUUCGCUUGUUCCAAUUUUCAUUGAAAGACAAAGCGAAGCAAUGGUUCCUUACACUUCCGGCCAAUAGCAUUCGCACAUGGGGAGAAAUGCAACAAGCUUUUCUGGAUGAGUAUUAUUCAAUGGCAAAGACCGACGAUGCUCAUGAUGAAAUUAGGUCUUUUCGCCAAUUUUCGGGCGAACCGUUGCAUGAAGCCUUCACAAGAUUUAGGGAGUUGAUGCGAAAGUGCCCACAUCAUCAAAUAGAAAAGUGGGAAUUGGUCAAAUUCUUUGUACGGGGUUUGGACGACAACACAUGGAACCGACUUGAAUCAACGAGCAAUGGGACCCUUCUAAGCAACCAUGAAGAUGAUGAUUGGGAGUUUUUGGAGCGGAUGAGCAAACGGUCAAAGGAAAAGGAAUCGGGCGACCGAGCCAAAAAGCACCCUACCUCAAGGUCAUGGCCCGAUCGUGAUGCAAGUUCUAAGGAUCGGAUUGAUAUGUUGGAGCGGGAAUUGGCCCGCAUGAAGAAGAAGGAAGUGGGUGCGGUACAAUAUAGCGUAUGUGAAGAAUGUGGUGACAUCGGUCACCGGACCGAGAAUUGUCAAGCCACCGUGGAGGUGAAUCAAGUGUAUGGGGACCGAAGGCAAUAUGAUAUGAACUCUAACACUUACCACCCCGGGUUGAGGAACCAUCCUAACUUUAGGUAUGGUAAUGCCUCUAACCAAAUGAAUCCGAAUUUCCAAUCUGGAAGUCAAGGCGGGUAUUCGCACCAAACUCGCCAAAGAGGUUACAACCAAGAUGGUCACAGGUUGACGAAUAAUCAAGGAGGUGGUGGUGAUUUGAAUGCAAAGAUGGAUGCAAUGUUUUCGAUGAUGCAAGAGUCCAAGAAAGAGAAUGAAAUUCGGGACAAAUCGCAUGAAGCAUUAGCAAAACAAGUGGGCAAACUUGCGGAGGAAAUGGCACAAAUGAGGGGGAGCAUGGGAAAGCUCCCAAGUGACACCACGGUGAACCCUAAGCAUCAAAGUUCAAGCACGGGCAAUGUGAGGAAUGUGCACAUUAGCGCGGUAAGUCUUCUUUCAAAUGAUGAGGUUUGUAGUAGUGUUGAAAGCAUUCCACCACAAUGCGUUGAUGGUGUAGUGGGAAAUACAAGAGAUGAGUUGGAAAUUAAACCGAUUAAUGCAUCAAAAGUUGAGGAACGGUACCCACCGAAGGAUGAGAGGUGGGAAAAUUUUAAACAAGCAAAAAUUAAUUUACCGUUACUCGAUGACAUUAAAAAGGUUCCGGCUCAUGUGGAAUGCUUAAAGGAGUUAAGCAUCGAAAAACGGCACAACAAAUUACCCGGACCGGUUGAUUUGAUAUCACAUGUUAGUGCCGUUCUAUCGAGUGCCAUUCCUCAAAAAGCUCAAGAUCCGGGAGAUCCUCUUAUUCCAAUUCAAAUUGGAACCUUCAAAAUUGAGAGGGCGCUCCUCGAUCUUGGAGCUUGUGUGAGCAUUUUACCCAAGAGUUUGUAUGACCAAUACGAUUUUGGUCCAUUAAAAAAUUUGAUACUCCCAUGGUUUGGAGAAACAAAGAAGAAGACGGUCAAGAAAAAGAAGGCGAAGAAGUCACCUCUAGAAAAGAAGAAGGAAGAGGAGGUGAGGAAGUUUGGACCGUUUGGCAACAAAUGGUAUGAAUCACCGGUGGAUGAUUUCGAGGAGUUCGUAGGUGGUAAGCACGCCAUUCGACCACCAUGA